Molecule: messenger RNA, 520 nt
Organism: Helianthus annuus (common sunflower)
Lineage: Eukaryota; Viridiplantae; Streptophyta; Magnoliopsida; Asterales; Asteraceae
Product: heavy metal-associated isoprenylated plant protein 2
Exons: 2
Coding region: 32-358 (108 amino acids)
Molecular function (GO): metal ion binding
Source: RefSeq, a predicted model, not a curated record
UAUGAUCGUCUUCAUUUAAUUCUCAUACACGAUGGUUCAGGAGAUAAAAAUAAAAGUUAAUAUGCACUCCGAAAAAUGCAGGAAAGGGGUGAUGAAGGCUGUCACUAAAUUAUCUGGGGUCGACCAGGUAACGGUGGAUCUACCGAAGGAGAUGUUAGUGGUGAUCGGUGAUGUCGAUCCUGUUUGUGUCGCAACUUGCUUGAGGAAGAAACGAUGGGUUGCUCAGAUAGUUAGUGUUGGACCAAAAAAGGAGAAGGAGAAAGAUGAAAAUAAACUCUUUCCAAUGAUGUAUUGUAACGCUCCUUAUGAUUAUGGAUAUGGGUAUGGGUAUUACCCUGUGUAUCGUUCAAUAGAAUGAUGCUCGAACUACUGACUAUUGUAAAAUACAAAAUCAAAAUGUUGUGUGUCGUUUAUUUCAAAGCAAUUCUGUGUUUAUUUUUUGUUUGUAUAAAUGCAUUUCUUUCGUAGUAUGAGUUUGAGUAAGAAACGAGUAAACGUGCUCGAAUAUGAGCUUUGCAUA